This is a messenger RNA of Hemibagrus wyckioides, 8943 nucleotides long. RefSeq names its product pleckstrin and Sec7 domain containing 3, like (gene psd3l). Gene Ontology annotation, molecular function: phospholipid binding; guanyl-nucleotide exchange factor activity; protein binding. Gene Ontology annotation, biological process: regulation of ARF protein signal transduction. The transcript has 8 exons. The record is from RefSeq and is a predicted model, not a curated record. Lineage: Eukaryota; Metazoa; Chordata; Actinopteri; Siluriformes; Bagridae. Bases 4625 to 5752 code for a protein of 375 amino acids.
UGUAGCAGAAGUAAGAAUAAUGGAGGUAGCAGUAACAGAAUGAUAAGUAAUGGUAGAUAUAGUUGUAGAGGAUGAAGUAGUCAUAAUAUUAGGGAUGCUCUGAUAUAAGAAACCAAUACGCAUUUAUUUCCUUUCAGCAUUCAGUACUGUGUGACGUAAACACUAGUGUACCUAAUAAACAAACCACACAAACUGCAACCUGGGUAAAUUCCAUGGUUAUUAAUAGAAACCUUAGCAGGAAAAUAUUAUGAGGAGGAACUACAGCAUCUUCCUGACUAUAAAUGAUGUAAUAGUUAAUAAUUUAUAAUAAUUAAUAAUUUAUAAUCACACUCUCCGGUGUCACCCAAAUGAGGAUGAGGUUCCCUUUUGAGUCUGGUUCCUCUCAAGGUUUCUUCCUCAUAUCAAGGGAGUUUUUUUGGCACAGUCAACCCAGGGGUUCUCACUAGGGAUGAUUUGGUCUAACAUUAAUCUUGAGCUUUUGUAUUAUGUUUCUUAUGAUGUUCUGUAAAGCUGCUUUGAGACAAUGUCUAUUGUUAAAAGUGCUAUACAAAUAAAAUUUAAUUGAAUCGAAUCUUCCUACAAUGCAAGUAACCUAAUUAAACAUCUCAUGGCGUUUAAACAGUAUUUAUUAGCGCGUGAGGGCAGCCGACUUUAAGCACACAGAUCAGUGUCAGGGAGCGUGGUCAUAGAGUUGCCGUGAAUUGUGUGAAAAGUUAUUCCCAGUGGUGGAGCAGAUAGACUGCUGCAUCCGAGAGCACUUCAGUUCAGCGAGCUUCCUUUCUCAGUGACCCUCCGGGAUGUUCACCUUGCUCAUGAGUCAUUAAAAAUAAGAUUAAAAAUUCUAACAUCUUUAACAUGACUUAACUCAACACAGCCAUAACUAACAUGAAGAGAGCUCCAUGCUGCCCAUGGUUUGUUCAUUAGGGCAGCAGGCGGGGCACCAUGGAGCUGAUUAAUACCAAGGAUUUUUCCAGAUCAGUGUCAAUUAGUACCCAAAAAUUCUCAGAGCUAUAGCAUUCAACCUGUUAGUGAAAAGACAGACAGAAUUUGUCGAAAGAAAUCAGGAUAUUCAGCAUGGUAUGUAAUAGAGGUCUGCGCUGAGCUGUUGUGAUAACAGCAGCAGUUCCAAGGAAGCACAGAAAACAUUUGUAGUGAAACUAAAUUUUGAUGCUAGUGCCUGCAUAGUUGCCCACACUGUUAAUAUUAUUUUUAUUAUUAUAAUAUGAUUAAGACAUUUCAACUAAAUAGUUUCCUGUGUGCUGUGAUGCAAACUCAUGCUGUAAAGUACUUCAUGCUUGUUGCCUGAGGAAACACUUUUGUCCCUCUGUGUCUGCAGUAGGACAACAGAUGGACAAGAUGAUGCAUUGAGCCAGUAGCUCACUCUUCAUAUUAAGGCAUAUUGUCUGGCAAGUGACCAUGCUGCUUUAACCAACCUGCAGCAAAAAAACAAAAUUGACAGUGUGAGCAGAGCUGACUCUCAUAUCCUGACUGGCACAUGGCUUCAGGGAUGUAGCUGUGGAGCAGUUUUAUCCUCAGCUUCACUCCUAGUGAAACCAAAGCUCUUUUCCUGUUGAAACAGUAUAAAUUAGAUCCCAUGAAAAGUCUGGACAUUACACAGCUAGGAUUGUGGUCUGUUGAAAUAACUGGAAUAAUUAUCUGCUACCUAAUUCAUAACUGUCUGCUCUGGGGUAAAAAUUGUCUCAGUUACACCACGUUGGAAAGGUCGUACAGAUUAAAUUAAAAUAAUACCAUAAAAUGGUCUUUUAGUCUUUGACCUCCAGUCUGUGAUUUGCAUGCUGCUUCAAUGAAAUUAGUCUUGAUUAUUCAUGGGAAAUAGCGAGGCUCUGUCACUCCCAGCUGUAUAUUUUCACAGAUCAAGGCAAAUUUCUGCUCUUCAUUCCACCCCCCCACCCCCAAAUGGGCAUCGAAUGAUCCCCCGAUGAGCUAAAUUGGAUUUUUCCUCCCUCUCUGUCUCCGUAACCAUUCCCUUGCUACGUGUUAAACCCUCCCAAUCGUUAGCACCAUCUAAACCAGUGGAACAUCGAGGCUGUCCCUUAGCGCUGAAGACCGCCACCCCGCAUGUGAUAGCAGGAAUUUGACUAUGGCAAUGAAACUGGUGCCUUAUCGCAGAUUUUACAGAUCUGACUCUCUUUCGCAAAGACUUGUCAUUUUUCUUGAAGACCUAGUGUACUUGAACCCAUCUGAGUAUUAACCUGAAUGUCAGACUGUCUGCUGUGGUAUGAAGUAGCUGACUGUAUCUAUCAGGCUGCCGUUCGAAUAUCAGGAAAAGUCCAGCUGUAUCAGCCUCUCUAUAUGGGAUUCAUCACGGAUUCUGCACUAGAAUCAGACACACAGUCUGUGUCGGUGUAAUUUGUACUAGGAUAGCGUCCUUUGUGUUGCUUACAUCAAUAGAAUUAGCAGGAUUAGGUUCUUGAAUUAUUGAUUUUGAAUUGAAAGCUGAAUUGAAAGUGGUGUUGCGUUACACUGUAUUAUGCAUAAUGCUGCCUUAUACCAUUUGUGUGUAGGCUUUCAUGUUGUUUGAUUGUAUUACCGAUGCUAUAAGCUAGCCCUACCCAUUAUGACACACUAGGGCUGUAUGAUGUGGAUGAAAAAUUGAUUGAGUGGCGAUGUGAGAUGUGUGUAAGCACAGAAACGUUAUUCUAGCAUUAAUAUAACCGAUACUGAUGCUAAUAUUACGUCUGGCAUGUGCCGUAAUCAACAUUUACACAGUAAUCUUUUUUUAAUGAUGAGGUUAACGCCAUAAUGACUUCCUAUUCACUGCCUAUGCCCUCUGGGUACGGUUGAAUUUCCCUGUCUACCCUACAUAGUGAAACUACACCUCUGUCUUUAUAUAUUUAUUUAAGUAAAAAGUAAAAGCAAAAGUAGAGACUGGAACGAUUCUGUUUAAAGGUGCUGACAGGGACAUGGCUUUUCGUUUGCUACUGAAAUGUGGCGCUGAGGUCCGUUAGAAUUAGAUGAACCCUACACUGCGCACUUUGAAAAGGGGCACGCCCACAUCACCAGUUUUAGGAUCAUUCCACACUGAAGCAAUGAACAGAAAACAUUUCAAAUGAGUCGUUUUCGGAGGAAAUUCUUUCAGAAGCAUUGGCGACAUGAAGGCUUACUUGCUAAAUGUCAUGUCAAAAUGAAAAUAUCUGAAAUAGUUGGGCAGCACAGCGUGUUGCUGCUUCACAGCUCCGGUGUUCCUAGGUAACUCUGAGCUGGUGGUUUUCACAAUUUCUUCCUGCAUGGAUUUCCUCCAGAUUCUCCAGUUUCCUCCCACAUCCUUCAUCCAGUGUCAGAUGAUGGAUUGCUGCUCUGUGCAUGGAGUCUCAUCAUCCCAUCCAGCAUGUGUUCCCAUUCCAGCCUCACACUCAGUGUUCCAGAGAUGUUCCUCAGAUCCACCAUGACCAGGAUGACGUGACUAAUAAAGAUAAAAGAAUGAAAAUUAAUUGUAACCUGAAUUGAUUAAAAGAGCUGGAAUUGGUGGUGAGUAGUGCUGUGUGAGCUCUCGCUUUCGUUUUCAUCACGUUCGUAACUCCUGCAUUCGUAUAUAUGUAUUUCCGCGUGCGUGAAUUUACUGGAUCAGACUAAACAAACUACUGAAUGAGAUUGAUUAAGAAGGUUUUUUGUUUCUUUGCCCUUUGGUGCAUUAUUGCAUGCAGAUAUUUGUUGUGAGCGAUUGUGAGUCAACACCACGCCAGCUUCGGCUUUGAAGAAUGGCAUGUCGUGGCGUUCCAUAUGGCUGUUAAUUCUGACUCUAACAGACAUGCACCCUUCAGGGUUCUCAGUGUGAAUGAUGGUGCCUUCAGAGGGAGCAGGGAUCGGAGUGCUGAUGGUUUCAGAACAGACUUUCAGCUCUGCUUUUUAUCAACAAUUUUUUAAUCUGUUCUAUUAUCGCUCACACUGUGACCAUGAUUAAAAAUAUGAUGGCUUGCUCAGCCCGUAUACCCGGUCCCUAACAAGUGGUAUAAAAGGAAAAGUAUACAGAAUUUUUGGAUAACUGUGCCACUGUUCAGUGCUUUUACUUAACAUCCCAUGGGCUCUGUGUGCCACCAUGUCAGCCCUCUGUGCUUACUGUUGUGUCUUCGUCCACUCUGCUGACUUGAAUCUGACCGGGUGCACAUUAAUAAACCUGACGCUGAGCCUGGAGAGUGCUGCGCCGUCACUGUUCAGACUAAAACCGAAUCUCUUUUCAGCAUUGGCUUAAUCAAAAAGGGGAGGAAGCUGCUCCUCCCCUCUCCUUUAUUUUUCCUCCCUCCCUCCUUCUUUACGUUCUCUCUCUCCCGCUCUCCCUCCCCCCCCCUCUCUCUCUCUCUUUCUCUCUCUCUCUCUUUCUCAAACUCCCAGUCACUGUAGUGCUGCUUCCAGGGGAACGGCAGCUCUGAAUCCAAACACUAGUGGACGCGAUGCUGGAGAGGGCAGUGCCUUUGCUGUUUUGAAGCGAGGAGACGCAUCCGUGCAUGCGUGCCUGAGUGCAGUCGCUCCCACCUUCUCUCCACUGUUUCUCCGCUGUUUAUUUUUUUUUUCUUCCUCCUUCCCUCGCUCUCACUUCUGCAGGGACGUGUAGCUUUUUCUCUGUCUGUCUGUCGUGCGUCUUAGCCGGUGCGCUCGUGUCGAGGAGAUGAUCGGGGUAAACAGCGUUCAGGGCACGGGGAAGGUGCGCAUGCGGGCCAGCGGUUCGGUCAAGUACAGCAGGGAGGAGUCGGUCCGGCGGCAGCCCCAGCACCGCUCCAAAUCCCUCAAAAUGUCCAACUCCACCGAAUUCACCACCGUGCAGCCCAAGAAGGACAAGGCAUUGUACAACUCGAUCAAGAACGAGAAGCUGGAAUGGGCAAUUGACGGGGACGAGUUGAAGAAAUCGCUGUCUGAGCUCGCAGACACCAAGAACGACAACGCCCACACCAAGAGCAUCAGCAGGAUCAGCAGUGGCAGCAACCCUUUCCUGGACAUCGCCCAUGAUCCCAACGCUGCUGUUUACAAAGCAGGCUUUCUGGCCCGUAAAAUCCACGCUGACAUGGACGGCAAGAAAACCCCUAGAGGAAAGAGAGGCUGGAAGACAUUUUAUGCUGUCCUCAAAGGCAUGAUCCUUUAUUUACAGAAGGAUGAGUACAAACCUGACAAGGCCCUGUCUGAAGAGGACCUGAAGAAUGCCAUCAGCGUGCAUCAUGCCCUGGCCAUAAAGGCUGUAGACUACGAGAAGAAGCCCAACGUGCUUAAGCUGAAGACAGCCGACUGGAGAGUCUUCCUCUUCCAGGCCCAGAGCCCUGAGGAAAUGGAGUCCUGGAUCAGAGUCAUCAACUCGGUGGCUGCCAUGUUUUCCGCGCCCUCUUUCCCUGCUGCCAUCGGCUCACAGAAAAAAUUCAGCCGCCCGCUGCUGCCGGCCUCAACCACCAGGAUGUCACAGGAGGAGCAGCUGAAGUCGCACGAGGCCAAGCUGAAGCACAUCUCCACAGAAUUAGCCGAGCACAGGUCCUACCCUCCGGACAAGAAGGUCAAAGCCAAGGAGGUUGACGAGUACCGCCUGAAAGAGCACUACCUGGAAUUUGAGGAGAACCGUUACGAGAUGUACGUGAAGCUGUUGAAGGACGGAGUGAAGGAGCUCCUGACCGCUAAAGAGAAUGAUGCUGCUCUGAAGAAAUCCCAGUCCAGCCCACACCUCAACCAGGAGUCCCAGCCGGCCGCGGCCAAAAUCAAGCGCAACACGUCCGAGAGGAAGGACUACCGCCCCGAGACGCCCAAAGUCACAUAGGCAGGGUGUCUCCGCCCCUCUUGAAAACAAGAGCCAUUCUUCACGACAUGUGAAUAUAUUUUAAUGUAAUUUAUUAAUCUGCCACUGUUGUAAACGGAAAACUGUUGUGUAAAAUGUAAUUGAAUUGAUACUCGUCCUCUUUAGAUCGACUGGUGCUCGUGUAGCUGUUUGUAGGAGACAUUACUUACAUCCGUGUGGUCCUUUAAUUUCCUUUGGCUGUCGUCGACAUUGUUGCAGUUGUCAUUGUCGUGAUGAGAGUGUGAUUUCCUCGCGAGACGUCCGCUCGAUUCGUUCCCGCCGUGUCGCGUCUCGAAAUUCGAUUUGCCUUUCACUCGAGAGGAGUAGUGCUUUCCCGCCUACGGUUUAGUGCCGAUUUCCACAGCAGUUUCUUUGUGCAUACAGUAGGCAGUAGACGUGUUCUUUCUCUGAAGGUCAUUUUAGUAUGGAAAUGAAGUGAGCGUUAGAACUGCAGUUUAUAGGCAAGAAAGGCUUCCGGAGAGAGCGGACAGGAGACUUGAAUGCUUUCUUAAAGAAACGUUCUUUAAGGACCUCUGAGAUUUUUAUUUUUUCAUUGCAGUGAUGCUUCAGGAUGUAAAUACAGGAACGCAGCGCAUCAGGUCAUGAACAACUCAGUUAGCCGUUUCAUUCUAUAUUACUAUAGCAAAACAAAGAGGUACCCCAAUCACUCUCUCUCUCUCACACACACACACGAACUCAUACACUCUCUCUCUCUCUCACACACACACACUCUCUCAUACACUCUCAUACACUCUCUCUCUCUCUCUCUCUCUCUCACACACACACACACGAACUCAUACACUCUCUCUCUCUCUCUCUCUCUCUCUCUUUCUCUCACACACACACAUACACAUUCUCUCUCUCAUACACACACACACUCUCUCUCUCUCUCUCUGUAUUGUACCAGCAUGUUACAGCAGUUUAGAAAAGAUUAAAAAAAAGAGAAAGCCAGUUCAUUAUUUUAUAAAUGUAAACCUGAGGUACUUUACAGCGACCCUUUGAAGCUAAGUUGAGUUGUAUUUACAAAACACGGCUUUUCAGCUUCGCAGGAUGAUGUUCAUCAUUGGUGCAGAGGCGAGCCAAUUAUUUUUUUAAACUCUUUCAAAUAAAAAGUAUUCUGCUUUUUUUUUUGUUUGUUUUGUUUUGUUGUUUUUUUUGCGUAGUGUAAAUGCCAAUGCUCCUUUAGUGUAUUUUAUAAUCUUAUAUAUUUGGAUUUAUAAUUCUCAGUUCAGGACAUUAUUGUUGUAAAGAUGAAAUUAGUAUUUAUAGUGCACUUUAUGACUUCUGUUUGAGUAUUUAGAGCUUUAUAAAAAAUGAUAAUAAAAAAAAAAAGUAGUGAUGCGUUUCUUGGCCACAUCACAGGAUUUUUCAGGCCGUGUAGAUCGUGUUUAGCUUGUUCGAAGGUACUGAGCUGAAUGUACGUUUAUUUCUCCGUCAGCUCGAGCUGUAAGCGUGUUAGUUUGUCUGUGGUUUUGUAGUUUUGCCCUCAUAAGUAGGUUGUGAAAGAUAAAGGUUUUUUGGAUGCUGUAUAACGAGGAACGACCGCCUUGGAUAACGUCGCUCUCGGAUUUUUGUAAGCCGUCACCGUUUAGGCAAAAGCAUCGAACACUAUGAUGAACACAUCGUACACUUCCAUUGCCGAUUGCACAAGUUUUCUUGUGGCAGAUCCGCAUCAUUUUCACUUACUGAAGGUUUGAAUUCAAUUCAUUUGCGUAUUAAAUAGAAGUAUAGUCAGGCUGUUUGAAGAUAUCUCGAGUUAGUUUAUGCAAAUCCCUCCAGUCAUAAACGAUGUUUACUUGAACUAUACGUAUUGAAAUAAUGUAGGACACUUUAUUUUUAAUUCUAUUUAGGUUUUUUUUUUUGUUUAUUAAUUAGUACACAUAUGAAAUGAUGAAUGUGAGCAGUAAAGUACGAAUAGGAUAUUUACAUUUUAUUAUAGCAAGCUCACUCAGAACAAUAUUUCUGUUUUCGUGUUGCUUUUGCUGCGUAUAACUGCUACACAGUACGCUUCGUUAUUAGCGUUUAUUUUCUGCUUCAUACCACUAUUUUUAUCCAACAGUGAGGAUUUUAAUAUAUAAGCACUUAAUAUGUACUUGCAGCUUUCUGUUUUCACUUUCGCUAGAUAAAGUCCAGCAUUGAAAAGAUUUUUCUCCCAUGUUUUGGGGAGCUGACAUGAAGAGAUGGACAUCCUUCAUACUGCUCAUGUACGACUACAUAUACUGACCAAAAUAGUUUCCCUUGUUGAUAGAGAAUAUUUUUUAUUUCAGUAGAGCUCUUUUACCGGUAAAAAGAAGUGAAUGGUUCGUAGUAAUUAAAUUCUGUUAGAAAGAUGACACAAGGAGGAUGGAGGACAUACAGUACGGUUAAAAUGUUCAUUUUAAGUGUCGUUUUCCACACAUCUUUUUUCUUGUUGUUUUGUUUUUUUUUAAUCACAGUUGUAUGUAAUUCCACCAACUUCAAGUAAUAAUCCAUAAUAUUACAUUUUAUUCAAACUGGAAUGUACAAAACUGGUACAUUAGGAGAGGUUACUACGCUUGUUGAAUAGACUUUAUUGCCUUAUAAGAAUUCUCACAUAGCUCCAAGCUUUCGUCAGUUUGCUGUAGCAAACCUGGUGAUAAUUUUGUAGUCGAGCCAUGUCCAGAUCAGAGUGGACUCGAGACCAAAGCAUGACCCAAUUAAACCCAGACCAUUGGCAGGAUUUAUAACGGCCGGACAGGACGGGGCUUGGGAGAGGGUAAAGAUUUGGGUUGCUGGAUAUCAUUGUGACAAGGCUGAGUAUAAAAUUUGACCACCAAGUAGGACGUGGAUUAAUAAACUCUUAUCUUCUCUUGUCAUCUGUGUUGGGAUGGAAUCGGAGAGCAGCUGACUCUGUACAUACUCAUGCCUCAGUAGACAGUGAUGCACCUUAGCUUUCUGAUGGUCUGUUUGGUCUCCAAACACCAGUUAGAAAUCUCUCUCUCAAAGCUGUGAUCUUGUACAAUCCUUUAACUCUGUAAAUGCUGUUCAAUAUAACUGUCACCCUGUGUUCAGAGGAUUUCACUUUCCGCUCGUUCAAGUAAUCUCUCUUGGCACGAGAGCGUGUCUUACGCCCUGUAGCCGAGAUCAGGGACACAGUGCUGGUGUCAUACAAACUGUAGACGGUUUCAGUGAAUAAAAUACAGUAUUUAAUUCAA